GGCUUGGCGGAAGGCUGGGGGUCCGUUUCAUCGCUAUGGCAACCGCUGUCCAGUAACCCAACCAUUCUCCUCGUCUUCUCUUCGGACGCGGCGUUCGUCAUGGCAGAGCUGGGUCUCAACGAACACCACCAAAAUGAAGUGAUCAACUACAUGCGAUUUGCUCGCUCCAAGCGUGGCCUGCGUCUCAAAACAGUGGACUCCUGUUUUCAGGACCUUAAGGACAGCAGGCUUGUGGAAGAGACCUUCACAAUAGAUGAAGUGUCAGAUAUGCUGGAUGGCUUACAGACUGUAGUACACAGUGAAGUUGAGUCAGAACUUAUAAACACAGCAUACACGAAUGUAUUACUCCUGCGUCAGAUCUUUUCCCAAGCUGAGAAGUGGUAUCUUAAACUGCAGACUGACAUUUCUGAGCUGGAAAAUAGGAACUUAUUAGAGCAAGUUGCAGAGUUUGAAAAGGCAGAAUUUGUAUCUUCAAAUAAAAAGCCUAAUCCUGAACAAGUUAAACCUAAACUUACUCCACUGCAUGAAGGAGCAUCAGAAUUGCUACAGAAGGAAAUUGCAAGACUUCAAGAAGAAAAUGAAAAACUGAAGACUAGAUUAAAAACUAUAGAAGUGCAGGCGACAAGUGCACUGGAUGAAAAAUCAAAGUUAGAGAAGGCUCUGCGAGAUCUACAGAUAAUUCAAGGAGAUCAAAAGUUUGAUGCAACUCAGGAUGUUAGUGAUCUAGAAAAUACAGUGGCUGCUCUGAAGUGCCAGUUUGAAAAAACUUUAAAUGACAGUUCUGCAAACCAAAAGUCCUUGGAAGAGAAUCUCGUGACUGCAACACAUGAACUUCUUAAGGUUCAGGACCAACUAGCUAUGGCUGAAAAGGAAUUGGAAAAGAAGUUCCAACAAACAGCUGCCUACCGCAACAUGAAGGAGAUUCUCACAAAGAAGAAUGAACAGAUAAAGGAGUUGCGCAAGAAGCUUUCAAAAUAUGAACCAGAUGACUAAGACCUGAAGAGCAUUCAGUCUUAUAAAGAAGCUGCCACAAAAGGAAUUUGAAAACAGGGAAUUUGUUUUUCCAUAUCUUGCAAGUUUAUGCUUUCCAAUUAGUUUUAAAACUAACAGGAAAUUAUCUUUUAUUGUUAGGAAGCAGUUACGGAGAAUUUAAAGAAAGACAUUCUGGUUUUAUGUCUUUUUGAAUAGUUACUUUGUGUGUUGCCCCAAAAUUUGCAAGAAGAAAGUCUGGCUUUUAUUGUAAAGUAGAGAGGUUUAUUUUUUUAAGUGAAUUAUUAAAUGCUAGUUCUUUUCAUACAGGCACAAGGAGUUCAUUCUCUGAAGUUUAAACAUGGCUUUUAUUUUUUUACGGUUGUAGUAGCAGCAGCAGAAAAAUUGCCAAGCUGAUUCUGUACUGUAGUGUGUUCAUUAAUUCUUGUUAUAUAGUAUACAAAUUAUUGGCUCAGUAGUUUUCAGUAGAAGAUUUUGCUUUCUGUAAGAAGUAGAAAAUGGUUUACUGGUUAACUAACAUUGGUACUCAAAACUUGUGUCUUACAUUUCCAACUGAAUUUGUUCUGUCAAGAGAGAGGGUUUUUUUUAAAAUAGUUAUAAUACAGUUGCAAAGCAUGGACCCCAUGCUGCACAUCUUUAAUUCAUUUCACCUAGCAUCUUGCACAGAAAUGCCUGUCAGGCCACAGAAAAAGGAACCGAAUAUGUGCAGCAGCUAUUUUAGCUCGAUUCCUCCCAUAUAUUCCAGCAAUAUAUAACAGCAUUCUAAAAGGAAGUAGAAUUUUGUGGUUUGUUCCAGAUUUACUAAGUGGGCAGCACUCUAUAAGAAGCCAACUUUUCUGCAGAAUUUAUAGAACUUUGAGGCAGGGGUAGUGAUACCUUUACUUCCCUAAGGCAUUCUCAGUAUUCAUUUCUUUAUUCCAGCCUCCUUGGUUUUGUAAGCCUGUGUUAUGUAUGUUUUGUCUUUAUUGUAUGUUGGUAUAUAUGUUAUAAAUUUCUUAACUAAGCCAUUUAUUGAAAA
This is a messenger RNA of Eublepharis macularius, 2008 nucleotides long. RefSeq names its product leucine zipper transcription factor like 1 (gene LZTFL1). Gene Ontology annotation, cellular component: cytoplasm. The transcript has 10 exons. Lineage: Eukaryota; Metazoa; Chordata; Lepidosauria; Squamata; Eublepharidae. The record is from RefSeq and is a predicted model, not a curated record. Bases 100 to 993 code for a protein of 297 amino acids. Gene Ontology annotation, biological process: negative regulation of protein localization to cilium.